AUUGUAACCGCGGUGAAGGCUCGCAUCGGCAUAAAAUGCAUUCGCAACAUCUACGGCAUGACGGAGUUGUCGUUUCCGAGCAAUGUGAGCGGACGCGACGAUGAUGAUGACGAGUUCGAAAAUCCAGGUUGCGGGCGGCUCUUGCCUGGUUUCCGCAGCAAAGUGCUCGAUCUCGAGUCACAAGAGACGCUGGAGGCUGGCCAGGUGGGCGAGAUCUGUUUUUUCGGGGAGCAAGUGAUGUUGGGUUACUGGAACAACCCCGAGGCAACCAGACAGGCUAUUGACCAGGACGGAUGGUUUCAUACCGGCGAUAUCGGCUACUUCGACAACAAGGAGAGGCUACACGUGAUCGAUCGCGCCAAGGAACUGAUCAAGUACAAAGGCUAUCAAGUCUCGCCGUCGGAGAUAGAAACCGUCUUACUGUCGCAUCCCACGGUAAAAGACGCCGCGGUC
Wasmannia auropunctata (little fire ant) is the source of this 453-nucleotide messenger RNA. Its product is annotated as luciferin 4-monooxygenase-like. The annotation marks the transcript as partial. Gene Ontology annotation, molecular function: CoA-ligase activity. The record is from RefSeq and is a predicted model, not a curated record. Lineage: Eukaryota; Metazoa; Arthropoda; Insecta; Hymenoptera; Formicidae. The transcript has a single exon.